Molecule: messenger RNA, 2325 nt
Organism: Physcomitrium patens
Lineage: Eukaryota; Viridiplantae; Streptophyta; Bryopsida; Funariales; Funariaceae
Biological process (GO): positive regulation of DNA-templated transcription
Cellular component (GO): nucleus
Molecular function (GO): transcription cis-regulatory region binding; DNA-binding transcription factor activity
Source: RefSeq, a predicted model, not a curated record
AGGUGAGCCUCGAGGUGAACCAAACGCUAGGAAUUUGCUUGUGGCGAUGAGAGGUGACCCCUUCUGAGCACCGGAUUUGGCGGUUAAGAACUCAUCUGUGGAGAUCUAGAACUCGUGUGCAUUGUAACAGUGUUUUUGAACUUCAGAACUGAAGUGUUUAUAAAAUGGUUGCGCACAGUGUCUAGCACAUUUAGACGACGGGCUCUGGUAACUUUAGCAGCGGAUAUGGGAUCGUCUAAUAAUUACUUCUCACAUCAGCGAAUUCGUUGGAUCGGGACGGAGGGCUCGGAUGAAGUUCCCGAACGGACGGCUGGAAACGUAUAAAUUCCCCUGCAACCGCACCUGUUCGGAUGAGUCCUGUGGUUUUCGGAAAGGAAUUGAACACUUUCAGUGAACUGACAAAUGAAAGUUGAUAGGUGGACUGUACCUUCAUCCGCUUGAAUUGAACUUGAAGGUGAGAAGCACAAGUCACUUGAGGGUACGAACUCAGGCAGAGAAUCUGGAUUCGGACUCAUCGGGGUUUCGUUGGGGACGAAUGAGAGGGAUUUGUGUCAGCAUCUGCGAAUUAAAGAACUUGGAAUAUGUUAUGUUCAAUACGACUUGAAAGAAAUAAUCUGUUUGUUUGAAAAAGACGCGGGGGUUGAAGAGGGGCGUGCGAGGUCUAUUAUUGCAGACGAAAAUUUCGAGGUAUGUUUUGAUUGUUGGGCAUGCGGUUCCAGUCACAGUGGGAGGAUAGGCUAGGUCUGGUACAGUCGUGAUUGUAUGGACAUUGGAAUGCUGUGAGCAUAUCUGAGGGUAGUUCCCGUGUUUGGAGUUGUGACUGAUUGUAGUCUCUUUCCUGUGAUGGCAAGAACGAUUACUUCCUAGUGUGUAACAAUCGUAAGAAGGUGCUCCCUGGUCUUAUACUUGGCUAUCACUUGUGCAUAGCUUCCCUACUUGAACGGAAGCCCAGGCGUGGAGGACAUUGGUGGAAAGGUUAAGCGAAGCGUGAGCUUGUUCGAGCACAAUGUGUCACGGUUUGAUUGAGCAACGGCCGGCCACGAUAUGUAUUCCCGAUCUGCUUCGGGACCUUGCGUAUCAAGAGCCUGAUUACAAUAUAUAUGUUGAUAGCUAUCCAAGUGUGGACGAUGUCAUCGACCUACCCAUGGUUGACGAUGAGUUGCUGCCAGAGCCAUCGAGCUUGUCGGAUGAUGCCUUGGCUGACAUUGUCAAAGAGUAUUCCUCGGCAGUGAAGAAGCUUGACCCUGAGGAUGUUGGCGAUGCCGGGGCUGACGCGCUUGGGUCGUCAGGAGUCCUUUCGGCAUGGCUUGAUAUCACUAAGGAUGGAUUCUGCGCAGGAAAAGACUCUACACCUAAGAAGUCUGCAACAGUGGCAUCCGAAACGUCUUGUGAGGGUACCGUCGAGAAUGUUUCCAAUGCAGUCGAGUCUUUACCAAAAAGUAGAAAAGCUCGCAAAUCUGCCUCCAAAGACCAGGGCCAUGCCCAACAUGACUCCGAGAUGGAUGAUGAGGCGCCUGUUCUCAUUGACGAGAAACGGAAACGAAGAAUGUCCUCGAAUCGUGCAUCGGCUCAAAGAUCUAGACUGAGGAAGCAAGGGCGUUUGGACGAGCUUGAGAUUUUGACUGCUCAGUUGCGGCUGGAGAACUCAACUCUCUCUCGCAAGUCAAUCUUGGCCGAACAGCUAGUCAAAAAAUACCAGGUCGAAAAGAGUGAUCUGGCGAAGAAGGUCGAGGAACUGAGAAAGGAGCUGGAGCAGGCUCGACAGGCACGAGCGCAGGGGUCACCCUAUUAUGGAACUGGAACAUUGCCAAAUGGCAAUCACAUCUCCGGCCUCUGCAAAAAGGUCGAUGAAGGCGAAUCUCUUUCAGGCGAAAGUGUGGGUUCUGAGAUGUCACCUCAGAGCAGCCACGAUAGCGAUAAUACAAACUUCGAUGUCGAGCAGCGAAGCAUCUCCAGUACCGACCCGCAGUCCGACAUCUCUGCAGACCUAGUUGACCCAUUCGAUCUCGAUCAGUUCGACGUCAGCUUCAGCGAUGGAGUGCCGGAGUUUGUUCAAGAGGAGUGGUGCGAAUCAUUCUCCGAGUGUUUGAACGCGUGACCUCGGUUGCUCAUGCAGCUCAUCGAAGAUCAGCCCAGCUCAGUGAUUUCCCAGUUCCAACCUAAACUUCUAAUGUUUGAACACUGCUAGUCAACAAUUCAUUGCUAAUUGUUUGCCAUGUGAAUUGAUAUAUACAAUUCAAUAUAAUCUGUACACAGCAGACUAUUUUGUACAAAAUUCUAAUUAUCGUAAGAUACAAAAACCGACUUAAAGUUUAUUCUUUACUU